GCAUGCAGUGUCAGCUCUUUUGCUACAAACAAACAUGACCUUUUUGUCGCCUGCACGUCACUUGUCGUGCAUGGCUACUUUGCUUUCCCAACCGCAUCUGACCGUUGAGAGGUGCACAACACUCAAUCCUGCUACUCUCAUUCCUCUUCCGGAUGACGGUGAUUUCCAUGAUUGUGUCGAUGCGGCCCAACAAGUAGCCAAGGCUCGGCCCGAUCUGGAGGACACACCCUUGUCUGACGGUCACGUGGUUUUUGUUGAUGGAUCUUCGAAGAAAAAUGCUCUUGGCGUGACCCUCUCUGGUUACGCUGUCGUUACAGCUGACGAGGUUUUGAAAGCUGUGAAACUGCCUUCCCAUAUGUCGGCACAGGCCGCUGAACUCAUUGCUCUCACGGAAGCUUGCAUUCUUUUCGCGAACAAGCCUGUCACCAUUUGGACUGACAGUCAGUAUGCUUUUGCCACAGUGCACGUCUUUGCUCAACAAUGGAGCAACCGUGGCAUGGUAACAUCUACAGGCAAGCCCGUCACCCAUUCGACAUUGCUUCCCCAACUUUUGGACGCUGUCCAACUGCCCUCCAAGGUGGCGGUCUGCAAAUGUGCUGCUCAUACUACUAGGUCUGAUCCUGUUUCUUUGGGUAACGCCUUCGCGGACAGGUCUGCCAAGGCUGCCGCUGAAGGCGUGCUCCAUGUCCUCUCUUCUUGUACUGAUAGCGAUUCCGUGUCUCACGUUUCUCCUGACGUGCUGCUUGACAUGCAAUCUCAAAGCCCCUCCCAGGAGCGCCUCUCUUGGGAGAAACGGGGCGCCAUUAAAAAUGACAAUGGCCUUUUUGUGUGACCUCUGGGCAAGCCUGUCUUGCCUCGGAACUUGUAUAAGUGGGCUGCUAUUUCGAGUCAUGGGGUCACCCAUGUCUCGACAGGGGGGAUGGUGAAACAGAUUGAGUCCAUUUACACAGCAUACGGGUUUGCUGGUUUUUCGCAACAAUUUUGCAGAGCAUGUUUGAUUUGUGCUAAACACAAUCCACAAGGUAACUUGCGACCUCGGAGAGGAAAAUUUCCGACUCCAUUGUAUCCAUUUCACACAAUACAUAUGGAUUACAUCCAAUUAAAUAAGAGCGAGGGAAAAGAAUAUUGUUUGGUCAUCAUCGAUGCGUUUUCUAAAUGGGUAGAAGUUUUUCCCACUAGACAUGCGGACGCACUAACAGUAGCAAAAGCAUUGUGCAAAGACAUUAUUCCAAGAUAUGGCAUUCCAGAAAAAAUUUAUAGUGACAAUGGUCAACAUUUUGUCAAUCAAGUGGUGCAAAACAUUGGGAGAUUGUUCCACAUAAAUAUAAAGAACCAUUGUUCCUACCAUCCACAGUCAGCUGGCUUGAUUGAGCGUUUUAAUGGUACUAUAAAAAAUAGACUAAAAAAAUGCAUGGAGGAAACUAAACGACCAUGGACUCAGUGUCUAGAUUUAGUGAAAAUGUACAUGAAUGUUACAAGUACGACUGGGUUGACUCCCUAUGAAACCAUCUUUGGAAGGCCGUACAGGCUUCCUCAGUUUAAAAAUGUUUGGGACGUGCCGGAAGAGGCCACUUUGGCCGACUACAUGAGAAAAAUGUUGGAACAUGCUAAAAAUCAGACCAGUAACAUUACUGACCAACCCAUCUCUCCGCAGGAGGACCCCAAAGUGGUUCCGGGAGACUGGGUCUUGAUCAGGAGCAUCAAGAAGAAGAAUUGGCACUCGCCCAAGUGGGAAGGUCCCUUUUUAGUGCUUCUCACAACACCUAACGCUUUAAAAAUAGCCGAACGUAACACGUGGAUUCAUUUGUCACACUGUAAAAAGGUGAUCUCCGCAGACCCAACCUAAGUACGGAAGGUGUGCAAGUCUGGUAAUAGUGCCUGAUUCUGGUGCCAAGAUCCAGGGUUGACACGAAAGCCAGCAGAAGCAUUCCAAGCCACCAACCCGAAGCUCAGGGAGUUGACUCUGAGGAGAUCUAAAACUAGGUGUUAAAAUGCCGUUGGAACAAUGUCUUGCGAAGGUGCGGGAUGGUUGCAAACCUUGGGAAGCAUUCAUUUGGAUUUUUGUCAUUUUUGGUUUCACUGUAGUUGGGACAGUGUGCUAUAUGCGCAUCGGCCCUGUUUUUAUAAAACACACGACUCCAGACAGUUCACCUGGAGUUUCCACUGUUCCUGAUUUACCUGUAGUUUCCGCUGUUUCUGAUUCACCUGAUGUUUUUACUAUUUCUGAUUAUGAGUUUUACAAACUUUGUUCGACGGAUAACGAUCCUAGGCACAGUCGCGAUAGUUCCGUUGGUUCCCGAUAUUGUCCAUGGGAUGAUGUUGCUUCGCGUAGACAUAGGCGUGAGGUCUCGUCCAUUAGGCCCACCUUUAAACACUGCACGCCUGCUCUCGUUCACGACGGUAUUUCCUGCGUGCCAUGGCGCAUAGCCAACGCGUACCUACAUUCAUUGGCGUUCACCGUGGCCCCAAACACGGCUUCCACUAUCACCGUGCCCUUGAAGAGUUUGAAAGGUACCCGACAAGGCUGGCUCACUACGGGUGACAAAUGGCCUGGGUAUUGGUGGUAUUUGACUGUCAAUCCAGACAUUUCGGACUGGAGCGCCUUCAUCACCUCGCAGGUACCAGGUUACUGGCCUCCUGGCUCCAGUGAAGAAGCUGUGUUUUUUGCUAAACGUAUCACUUUGAAGAACCAAGGCUCAAGCCUUCUUUUGACCGUUACACUCCCUGAUGACACGGUUCGGCCCCCUCACGCUACCCUGCUCAAUACUUCCUGUUGGGGUUUUCAGUUGUGGGCUUGGUCCUCUGGGAAGGAUCCUCAGUUUCCUAUUGUCCUUUGCGUUAACAAAACUAUGCGGGGCGCUGACAGUCCCGUGUUGAGCGACUUUUCCAAAACAUCUGGGGCAGUGAUUACGAGCGUGGCCCUCACCGAUGUAGACAGUCACUUUGUGGCCUCCACAGGUAUGAGUGGCCAGACUAACAAUUGGCUCCUCAUGGCCGAGCAAGCUGCUAAUGUGACUAACACCAGUUGCGUUGUGUGUAUGGGCCCACGGCCCCUCUUGAGAAUCAUUCCCGCGAGUGUGGCUCCUGAGUGUGCGAUUUUUGUGAUGUCUACCCCUUCCAUUCCGUCUGCUCAUCCUUGCUCCAGUUGGGACAAGGUCUAUCCCGUUUCCUCCUUGGCAAAGUCCAAACCCCUUUUUUCCACUGAUGUUGCUAAAGGUAAUUUCACGUGCAUCAAGUUGCCCGGUACCGGCGCAAGCCUAGGCGUUUUGUCAGCUCCUUUGUGCACUUCCCUGUUCUAUGGCGCUGCCUUUUUCUCACCCAUCGCUCGUAGUGAUAUUUGGUUUUGGUGCAACACUGACACACUUUAUGAUAGUCUCCCUUUUAAUAGCUCUGGUACUUGCGCUUUGGUGACCCUUUUGCUUCCCGUUUUAUUAAUGCCCGCAUCUACUCAUGAGCUAGACGUUUUUAUUGAUUCUUUUGUGCCCCGACCCUGGUCGAGGGCUAAGCGGAGUGCCGAGUGGCAAGGCGCGGCGGAUCCGACCUAUAUAGAUGCCAUUGGAGUUCCCAGAGGAGUGCCGGAUGAGUAUAAGCUGGUGAACCAGAUAGCAGCUGGUUUCGAAUCCUCCAUUUGUUGGUGGUGCACCCUUAACAAAAAUGUUGACAGGAUCAAUUACAUCCACUACAACGUGCAGAGGCUUGGAAAUUGGACCGAGGCGGGCUUCAGAGCGGUCCACUCCCAGCUGGCCGCGACUUCCCUCAUGGCUUUCCAGAACCGGAUGGCCCUUGACAUGCUACUCGCUAAGGAGGGCGGUGUCUGCGCCAUGUUCGGACGACUUUGAGCUCCCACGGCCCCCGAGUUGUCAUCUUCGCAUUGACUCCAUUGAUGAGGCCCCCGCUGUGGACCUGUCCGACCUUUUUCCUGAGUCCGACGUUGUCUGAUUGGCUUCGGUCGCCUCCCGGGUGUAAAUUUGUUCUUAUGACGUAUGAUCCUGCGGCUGAAAAUCUUUUGAAGUAGCCUUUGGGUGAUUUGAGGGUCUCUGAGAACUUAUGAUAAACAGGGGGGAAUUGUUGGAAAAUUGUAUAUAUAUGUUAUCAUGCGUUCUCUUUUAGUUUCUAUAUUACUAUAUUACAGUAAAUGAUGUCUCGUUAGAUCUACCGUUAGAUUAGAUCUGCGUACGUGCGUUCGUUGUUCUGCUUUGCUGUUCUUAUGUCCACCACAGAAUACCACAUCAGCCAAGGUGUGAGGUCUUGUCUCGGUCAGCGAGAGACAGCAGCAACGACAUUGUGUCAGCCUUCCUCAAGUGGCUGACUCGGCACCUCACACCCUCAAGAAAUGGAGCGCUGGGAGCGCCCCUGGUCCUUGCUGAUAAGACUGCUUGAACCCAUUGAACUUGAUGAACUCUGUUUGCUCUUUCCUAUGUCGCCACAUUAGCAUAACGUUUGCAGUAAUCUACACACACCAGAAGUUUCCUGCGCUUACCAAAAGCAGAAACCGUUUGCGCUUCCCCCUACCCUUAUUUGGUUUCUGCUACACAUGUGAUGAGGAAAAUUCCCCAAAUAAAGAGAGCAAGGAUGCAGACAGACUUUAGUGUAGGUUGGGCAUUGUAAGCUGUCUGUACUGCACUCCUUGCGCAAGCUACGACUCAA
Molecule: messenger RNA, 4647 nt
Organism: Syngnathus typhle (broad-nosed pipefish)
Lineage: Eukaryota; Metazoa; Chordata; Actinopteri; Syngnathiformes; Syngnathidae
Exons: 2
Coding region: 1992-3839 (615 amino acids)
Source: RefSeq, a predicted model, not a curated record